Molecule: messenger RNA, 4465 nt
Organism: Pundamilia nyererei
Lineage: Eukaryota; Metazoa; Chordata; Actinopteri; Cichliformes; Cichlidae
Gene: st8sia3
Product: ST8 alpha-N-acetyl-neuraminide alpha-2,8-sialyltransferase 3
Exons: 5
Coding region: 1063-2307 (414 amino acids)
Biological process (GO): N-glycan processing; oligosaccharide metabolic process
Molecular function (GO): alpha-N-acetylneuraminate alpha-2,8-sialyltransferase activity
Source: RefSeq, a predicted model, not a curated record
AGGUGUGAAGGCUGCCUGAUGGCUCGUCAAAACGGCAGUAGAAGUCGUUGAGGGUGUUGGCUAAAGUAGCCAUGCAUCAUGCGGUCCUGCAUAUGACCAUGUGUCAGAAAAGGAAAUUAAAACUUUAGAAACUUAGGACACAUUGAGUGGACAGCGAGUUCAAGUGACCCUUUGCACUGCAGCAGAGGAGAGAAGCAACACCCUCGCAGAAACUCAUGAGUCACAUAUUCUGUUAUUUAACAAAUACUGAAAGUCUACGCAGCAGCAGACUAACACUCAGUCUAAACUGACGGCUGCUUUGUCACGAGCUGAAAACAGUGAAAUGUUGUCACGUGUCUGCAGAUCUGAGUCUAUAGACAGAGCGACACAUGACGCCUCAGCUGCCUCCUCUCUCCUGCUCGCUCUCUCUCCGCAUCUCUGCCUCCAUCAGGACACGGAGCUCCGCCUCGGAUGCUGCUGGAACUGUUUAUCUGAUUACCAGAUACACGAGCUGCGCUUCCUUAAAGCGACACCGUGGCCUUAAUUAAUUACACUGCCAGUGAGAGAGAAAGAGAAAGAAGGAGAAGAGGAGAGAGAGACGCCGAGGAUGCAGUGCCCACCUCCUCCCUGCAGGAUGCCGCGAGCCGCCGCUUCAUCUCCUGCCUCGAGGUUAUGAACUGUAAUAUGACCCUGCACGCCAGCAGGAAGACCCCCUCCUCUUCCCCCUCCUCCCUCCUCCUCUCCAUCCUGGGAUACAUCCACGAUCAGUGUAUCACGCGGGUUUUUCUUCCGCUUUCUCUCUGCAUCACGCUCAGCUGAUGAAACUGGCAGCAAACGCGCGUCCCUACAGCCUGCACGGCAUCUAUGGAAGGCGUUUUUAGGUCCGCGUGUGAGCGUCCUCUCUGCUGUGCUGGCGGCCUUCCUGUGUUUCUGCACUCCUGUUUCGCCGCUGGUACUUUUCCGCUCGCACGCAGCAGAUGAAACCCCGACUCCCUGCCUCUGCGCUUCCUCCCCGCGUGGGCUCUGAGACCUGCGUCAAGCGCGCCUCGUCCUCUCCGCGCCCCCGCCGUCGCCGUGCCGCUGAUGCGGUGCGCCUGGGUGCUCGCUUUCUCCUCGUCCUGGCCGGUUCCUGAUCCUCUGGGCCGGAGGGCCAGCCUCCUCCAUCGGGGCAGGAUGGUACGGUUUGUGAGCGCGCUGGGGCUCGUCAUAUUCAGCGUGGCGCUGCUCAUCCUGUCUCUCAUCAGCUAUGUCUCCAUCAAGAAGGACUUCCUGUUCAGCACCCCGAGAUAUGGACACAACGGCGGACCCAGGAUGUACAUGUUCCACGCGGGGUUUCGUGAGAGGCCACCUCGCAAACCCGACCUGAGCUCCCAGUUGGCGAUGAAGUAUUUGGAUCCAGCUUUUACUUCUCUGACCAACGCUCUCAGCGAGGACCUGCAGAACUCAUCUAAAUGGAGGCACAACAGCACUGCUUUUAACCAGCAGAGGAAGGAGAUCUCUCAGUACAUCGACAUACCCCACAACUUCACGCUGACUCGAGACUCAGUCCGAAUCGGUCAGCUGAUGCAUUAUGACUACUCCAGCCACAAAUACGUCUUCUCCAUCAGCGACAACUUUCGCUCUCUCCUCCCGGAGGUCUCACCAAUCCUCAACAAGCACUAUAACGUAUGUGCUGUGAUUGGCAACAGCGGCAUCCUCACUGGCUCACGCUGUGGUCCCCAGAUUGAGAAAUACGACUUUGUCUUCCGCUGCAAUUUUGCGCCGACUGAGAUCUUUAAAAAAGAUGUUGGGCGUCGCACCAACAUGACGACCUUUAACCCCAGUAUCCUGGAGAAAUACUAUAACAACUUACUAACUGUGCAGGACAGAAAUAACUUCUUCCUUAGCCUGAAGAAGCUAGAUGGCGCCAUUCUGUGGAUCCCGGCGUUUUUCUUCCACACGUCGGCCACAGUGACGAGAACGUUGGUGGACUUUUUUGUGGAGCAUAAAGGUCAGCUCAAGGUCCAGCUCGCCUGGCCUGGAAACAUCAUGAAAUAUGUCAACAACUACUGGAAAACCAAGCAGCUGUCGCCGAAGCGCCUGAGCACAGGCAUUCUGAUGUACACGCUGGCUUCUUCCAUGUGUGACCAGAUCCACCUGUACGGUUUCUGGCCCUUUGGCUGGGACCCGAACACAGGCAAAGAGCUCCCCUACCACUACUACGACAAGAAGGGCACCAAAUUCACCACCAAGUGGCAGGAGUCCCACCAGCUGCCAGCCGAGUUUAAACUCCUCUACAAGAUGCACACAGAAGGACUGCUGAAGCUCUCCCUCUCCCACUGUGCUUAGGGAUAAAACUGUGGCAGGUACUGUGCUCCUUCAGGCUCCGAUCCAGCACUUCCACUGGCCAGAAUUACAGAAAGGGUGAGACAAGCAAAGUUGGGACUCCUGCCGUUUAGUCAAAGGCAACAGCUUGACUGUAAGGCUGAGUUGGUGCAGUGGAGAUCAGCCUGAGAUACCAGAGCAAAGGCUCAUAAUCGUGCGCUCAAGAUGAACUGUGACAGCUCAAUAAACAAGCAGUGUGUUAAUUUUCUACUGCUCAUAAAUCUACAGCUGAACAGCACUGCGUUUAGUUUCAUUUUACCACAGAAAGGUGGACUGUCAUGCAAAAGCUGGUCUUCAGACGAGUGUCACAGUGCUGAAUCAUUUAAUAGCUUUUUAAUUGCAGUCGUGGUCUUUCACAGAACUAAUGCAGACACAUGCAACAUAAAACAGCUCCAUCCAGAAAUGACAGCAUGUAGGCCAAUCAGAUUCAAGCACAUAGAUCCAGGCAUGGCAAAAAACAUGAUUUUGUGGCUGUUUUCAAAAAUUGCAAAGUGCUGUCUUACGUUCGUUAUAUAUUAUAAUAAACAGCUGUGUGGCGCUGGGGUUUGGUAAACCCUCAAACUCAGAGCUCUGACAUUUUGGGUUAUUUUUCUUUGGUUUCUUUGCUGUUUUUGGUCUGAAAACAACAAUGCUGGGAUCAUCCGCAUGUCAGGGACCACACUGACAAAGUCUGGAGGUUGGAUGUAUGCAGGGUCCUGACAAUAUCCUAGAUUUUAUUUUUGCACAUUAGAGUCAUAUUAAGAAAAGAAGAUGAAGCUUGAUGAAGAUGAUGAUGAGAUCAGAAUACACAGUAUUUUGCCUUUGACCAAGAUACAUUAUCAGACUACAUAUCUUUCUGUUUUCAAAACUUCUACAGUGCCACAUACAAAGGAGAACAAAAGGAGGGACCAGGUUUGGCUUUCUUUGCUCCACCUGACAGCUCCAACAUCAUUAUCAGUCUUUCCUUUUGCCAUGUCUGCUGUUGUGCUAUAUAUAUAUAUAUAAGAACGCUCAGUCUCUAUAUUUAGCACAGUGAAAGGAUAUAGUAGAUCCUACAGUAGUGCAAUCGGUGCCUGGAGAAGUCUCUUUUUUGUUUAUUUAAGCAGCAGGUAUGAUAUAGUAUAAACGCCCUGUGCUACAAGCACUAAAGUAUGAAAAAACUUAUUGCAUUUGCACUUCACUCUUCAAAAACGAAGUAGUAUUUUACAUAUAUUCACUUAACUCUAUCUGAGUUUGUGUCCAUCUGAUGAAUGCAAAUCAAUUUUUCUUUCUCCUUUUAGUCUCAUUAGCUCAUUCCUUAUUCCCGUUUCUACCCUGCUGUUUUUAUUUGUUUGUUGCGUAUGAGUGGUUUGAUAACCUUUGAUUUCUAAAGUGACCCUACUGCUAAUGUUAGAGCUAUAAACAGAGUAAACCGUGGAGUUAACGUCACUUUAAAAGAUCUACUUUUAAAACAAAUAACUAUACGUUUCAUAGAGAUAGUAGGGCUGAGUGAUUCUUUUGAAUAUCAUUUAGGAAAAACAAGAUAAUUGGAUUAAGUGUUGGAGAUGGAGCCAAGACGAUGAAAAGAGCUACUUUGGUCAAUACAAUUUCUGUAGAAGUAAAUUAUGACAAGGUUUAGGAAAGGCUAGAAGCUCUGAAAGGCAGGUUGGUACAAAGCAGAGUUUGCUUUGCAGUCAAAAGCAAUUCAAUUCUCUACAACUAUUUAAAAUAUUUAAAAUUAUUUAUUAAUUUAUUAAAUUAAAUAAAUAAUUUCUUAUUCUUGAUUCUUGAAUCAAUAAUCACAUUAAAUAAUCACAAUUACAAACAAUCCCAAAUCCCAGCUGAUCUGUAAAGUUCAAUCACAGACUGUAUUUAAAUGAUGGAAAUUGUGAUGUCACAGUUGAUUAGUGCAGCAAGGAAGCUAAUUUACCAUAUUAACUUAUUUUUAAAAAAAAAAACAUAAAUUCAGUAUAACCUGAAACUACCAACUGAGCCAAGUCAUCAGAAAAGUGUUCACUUCACAUGGCAAGAAAGCCGAACUGCUGAAGUUGCCCCCGACUGGCUUUUAGAAAUAAUGUAGAUUUAAGGUACUUCUGUAUGGACCCAGAAGCUACAUCCAGCUUUUUUAAAUGCAGUUUAAGAGUCCAGCCCAGCUAGAAAGAAA